CCCCGGCCCGUUGCUAGGAGACAGUGGCCGCCGGCUCGAGCAUCGCCGAGGAGGCAGAUUCAAACGAGCAGAGGCGGUUAUUUUAUUUCUUUUUUUAAAAAAAAAGAAGAGGCAAAUACACAAACAACAAAUCGAGAGUUUUCAAAAACUUUGUGCAUCUGGGAAUUUGCCAAAUACAAAAUAGAAGAGAAAAGGCAAGAAUAUUUUUUGUGACAGGGAGUAACGGGCUCCAAGGCUGCCUCCCUUGGCACAGUCCCAGGAAGAAAGUCAACUCCCAGCCAGGGACAGAUUAAUCAGUGACUUAAAUCAGAUAUAAUAUCCAACCACGCUAACAGCCAGCCUGCAACUGUACUUUUCCAAGUUUAAAAAAAAGUGAGAAAACCAACACCAGACCCAUCCUCCUCCCUGCUCACUCACUUAAAAUUCUGAGUUUUGUUGGCAAAUUAAUGCAUUUGGGUUUUUGUGUGUGUUUGUGUAGUUUUUUUUUGCCCCCUCCUCAGACUUUCAGCUUCCUAAUCAAGCAGGAAAUGGCUGUGGAGUCAGUGAGGAAGAACACAAAGUGUUAGUCGGCACUUUUGGGAGGACUGUGCCGUUGGAAACAGGAAACAGAAACAAUCGCUGACUCUCCAAGCAGCUGUUGAGAAAUUUAGGAAGAAACGUCAGGAGGAACUAUGGAAUCUGAAAAGGAUACAAUUAAACAUGUGCAGACAGGUAAAGGAACCGAUUAUACGUGGCAGCUACGCCUGAAAUUUCUGAAAAAGAGCAAAGAAUUACAUUGAUGUGCCAUUCACAAGAAGUACCGUGAACAAGGAAGUGAGCACAUUUAUUGGUGUUUCGGCAGAAAAGCUGGAGUCCACUGUUGCUGUUUAUUGUAUACUCUUUCACAUAUAUUUCCACGUUCUUCUCGUGGAUGAGUCGAUUUCUCCAAUCCAUACGCCAACGCCGUGACAUUGUCCAUGUUGAGAUUAGAUUGGAGAUGAAGAGUGGACUCUUGAUGCUCACUGGGCAAGGGGCAUAGUUCAGUGUUUCAAAUCCUUCAAGUUUGUUUCCAGCUCUUCUGGGAAUAUGAAGUACCAUUUAAAUUGAUCAACAUAUGGCCACAGGGGAUCUGUAUGAGUGAACAUAAUUGGAGCUAACCCACACGUAUUCCUGAAUGAAGUUCUGUCUUCUCAUUAAGGGAGAGAAGGAUGAAACUGCAGACAAACAGGUUGAUACCGAAAAUUUAAAAACACAAGUGCUGGAAGAAAACAAACAAGAAACAUCAGAAAGGGAUUAGACUAUCCAUUACAGUACCAUGUGAUUCUAAUAUGGCAAUUUCUCUCAGUUCCCAGAGUGAACCAUUAGCAAUGAAGUCAAAGACCACGAAACAGCGAGAGAAUGAACUGAAAGCAAUAAAAGAUUUGAAAACAGUCAAAACAUGUGUCCCUGUUUCCAGAGCAGCUGCAUGUGUGAACUUCAGUGAGAAUGUCCAACAUGUGCCAUGCAAAGAAAUAGUUCACCUGGCAAAUACCACUAAGGUUGGCUACAGUCAGACAAAUGACAGCUUUCGUGCUCAAAAGAACCAGGGGUCAGUAGAUUCUAUGAAGAUGGACAGAGACAGAGGUGCAGAAAGCAAGAAGAUGAAAAAACCAGUCAAACCAGAGGGGAAGAAAAGAAAGCGGAAACAGGCUCUGGAUCAAGCAGUAGAGGUUGUGGGUCAUCAGGUGACAAUGUCUUCAGCAUCCGAGACAAAUACUUCAGGGCCUUCCAAUACACAGUCCGAGGCAUCAGAAAUUGGAAAGCGAACUGGCAGUGCUAAUCAGAAACUAGGAGACAAGUCCAUUAAUGGCAAGCAACAGGAAGAAAAUAAAGAGCAAGGCCCUUUCUACUACAUUGGAGGCACGAAUGGAGUUUCACUUAUUGUCAGCUUCUGUGAGAGCAAGGGAUGGAAUCGAAUAUUGGACAACACCCGACAAGACUACUUAUUGAAAUGGACUGAAGUUUACAUACCAUCCAACCAUCAAUACUUUCACGAAGGUAAACAGAUGUUAAACCAGAUCCCAAACAACAAGGUUCUAACCACCAAGUUUGGCCUCUGCUCUUCCCUCAAGGACAAUGAGCGUAUAAUGAAUAAAUAUGGCAGGAUCAUGUUUUCAAAAUUCAUGAAACUGGAUGAAUUUUAUCCUGAAACAUAUCGUAUGGAUCUAAAAAGUGAACGCUAUGCUUUCCAUCGAGUCUUCCGAGAAGGACAGACUUGGAUAUCUAAACCUGCUGAAUCAAGCCAAGGUAGAGGAAUCUUCCUCUUGAGGACUCUCAAUGAUAUAACAGCCUUUUUAAAAAAACUGGAAAGUGUGGAGGAAAAUCCCUAUUUCAGAAUGUGUUCCUACAAUUCUCCUCUUAGCAGAAUAGUACAAAGAUAUGUUGCUGAGCCCUUACUCCUCGAAGGUAGGAAGUUUGAUGUCCGUUCCUACUUUUUGAUCGCCUGUACCUCGCCCUAUGUGACUUUUUUUCGCCACGGUUAUGCCAAGCUUACCUGUAAUGAAUACAAUCCAAAUUCUGAUGACUUGACGGAUCAUCUAACCAAUCAGUUCAUACAGAAAAAGAACCCUCUGUACAAUGAGAUGAAGGAGGACACAAUCUGGUCCAUGGAGCGCUUGAAUGACUAUAUUAAUGAGAAAUAUAUGGAGGCAAAGCGUCUCCCCAGAGACUGGGUCUUCACUGUUUUUACGAAGAGAACACAACAGAUCAUGACACAAUGCUUCAUUGCCACCAAGGCCAGACUUGGUAGGAAACUGGGCUACUUUGAUCUUCUGGGUUUUGACAUUAUGAUUGAUCAAAAUUUCAAGGUCUGGUUGCUUGAGAUCAACUCAAACCCAUCUUUACAGAUGAAUUGUGAAAUUCUCAAAUCAGUCAUUCCCAAAGUAAUAAAUGAAGCUCUUGAUUUGAUAUUUGAGAUCUUCACAAAGUGUUCUAGAGGACUGUACAUCAUGCCGCUUGAGGCACAGAAAGAAUUUGUCCUCCUUUAUAAUGGUUCUCCAAAAGAGCCAUUUGAGAAGAGAUUUAAGGCAAGGCUUGAAUACAGAAUUUCGGAGAGAGCAACCAUUCUUAAACGGCCUCAAAAGGAUGACAACAGGCCCCAGAUAAAGGUUCUGACUAGUUUAGAGUUUAUACCGACGUUAGAUUCUACUCUAAAUCACACAAAAGCAACUCAGAGGUUUAAGUCACUGCUCUCACAAAGGCCACUCCCAGAAAUUUCGCUAGUACAGCAUCUGAGUUCUGCCAAGGCUAGACUUAAAAGUAAUCAACAGUCAAGCAACCAUUCAAAUGGAGUGACUUCAGAGGAACAGAGUCAAACCAAGCACAGCUCAGAGCCAGGCCUUUGCAAAGAAAGAACAAAAGCUACACAGUUAAUACGCAAAAAACAUUCUGCCAGUAGUCAGCUGUGCAAAAGCUUGGAGAACACCUUGAUGACAUUUAAUGCUUCCUUUCAUUCCCUGAUCAUCACCAGGACUCCACUUACAUCCAAGAAAGCCACUGCAAACUAUCUGAAAUGAAAGUUCGCUCCAAAGAAAUCAACACAUGACAUAACUUAGUCACUACUGGCAGGAAUGUCUUUUUGUUUAAUAGUUCAUGCCAGUAUUAAAAGUAAAUUUGAAUAAUGAAAAGCCAAUCAUUAAGUGUUCUGAUCUUUAAGAAGCACCACCUAAGAGGUGAGCCAGUGACUUUAUUUCACACCUGACACUGUGUAGUCAAUGCUCCAUUACAAUCAUAAGUUACAAUCUAAUCAAUAAAGUGUUUAUAGUGCAA
Chiloscyllium plagiosum (whitespotted bambooshark) is the source of this 3786-nucleotide messenger RNA. Lineage: Eukaryota; Metazoa; Chordata; Chondrichthyes; Orectolobiformes; Hemiscylliidae. The record is from RefSeq and is a predicted model, not a curated record.